Molecule: messenger RNA, 3261 nt
Organism: Bacillus rossius redtenbacheri
Lineage: Eukaryota; Metazoa; Arthropoda; Insecta; Phasmatodea; Bacillidae
Gene: vri
Product: nuclear factor interleukin-3-regulated protein
Exons: 2
Coding region: 332-1471 (379 amino acids)
Biological process (GO): regulation of DNA-templated transcription; circadian rhythm
Cellular component (GO): nucleus
Molecular function (GO): DNA binding; DNA-binding transcription factor activity
Source: RefSeq, a predicted model, not a curated record
AGUUUCUCGGCACUGAGGAGCGGUGACGCCACAACUCGCAACAGCCGCCUGUAGUUGAGCAGUUGCCCGCGGGAAGUGGACGAGCAAGGUUGUGUUAUUACGUGAGUGCUAUUGCUGGCUCCUUUGUUUCGCGGACUGUGUCGCGCGUGUCUCUACGUGACUACAGACAGCUAGUACCUGUGCGUUCUUCAAACACACACAUAUCGCCAACUUUUUCCUUAUUUUUCUUUCGGCUUGGUUGUUUAAAACUUAGUGCUGUGCAUUUUUAAUUCUGAACACUGGCAGUGAAAUAUCUGAGGAAAAACUAACGGAUGUGCUGAGACAUCGAAUUAUGGUAGCCGAGUUCGUGGCGCGGCAGAGCGGCUCGCCCGUCAAUGGUGAAACCCCGCAGCUGAACUGCAGCAUGCCUGGCAGCCACGCGCACAACAGCGCCGUCCCCGUGGAGGGCUCGCGGCCAGCCUCGCCCGACCUGGAGCACGGCUUCUCGCCGGGCCCUGGCUUCGACCUGGCCGGCCACCUCAAGCGCAAGGAGCUCUUCUCGCAGCGCAAGCAGCGCGAGUUCAUCCCCGACAACAAGAAGGACGAGAGCUACUGGGACCGGCGCCGACGCAACAACGAGGCGGCCAAGCGGUCCCGCGAGAAGCGGCGCUUCAACGACAUGAUCCUGGAGACGCGCGUCGUCGAGCUCAGCAAGGAGAACCACGUGCUGAAGGCGCAGCUCGCCGCCAUCAAGGACAAGUUCGGCAUCAGCGGCGAGAGCGUGGUGAGCGUGGAGCAGGUGAUGGCGACUCUGCCGACCAGCGAGCAGGUGCUCAACGUGACCAAGCGCGCCAAGCUCGGGGGCGGGCCGCCUCCGCCGCCUCCGCCGCUCAUGUACCCGCCAGUGCCCAGCCCCAUCCCCACGUCGGUGAUCCACCAGCCGGUGGGCGGUGGCUUAGUGUCGCCGCCCGCGGCCUACGCCCGCUACCACGAGCCAGCGCCACAGCCGCCCAUGGAGGCCAGCCCCAUGUCGGAGCCCGAGGCCUACCCCUACCCCUACCCGCUGCCGCCGCUGCACUCGUCUCCCUUCCAGCAGGGCGGUGGCGACGUGCUGAACCUGAGUCGCGGCCGCGCGCCUUCGCCCUACGAGGUGUCCAGCGGCGACGAACACCCUGUGGCGGCCGUCAGUCUGGGACACAGCCUGCCGCACAAGCUGCGCCACAAGCCUCGCCUGGGCGACAAGGACGCGGCCAGCGCGCUGCUGGCGCUGCAGAGCAUCAAGCAGGAGCCGGCGCGCGCCAGCCCGCCGUGGGACGCCGAGGGCAGCGGCGACGAGCGCGACUCGGGCAUCUCGCUGGGGCUGGACUGCGGCGGCGACGAGCUGCAGCUCAAGUCGGAGCUGGCGCGCCUCGCCUCCGAGGUCGCCAACCUCAAGAGCAUCCUCACCAGGAAGAACACUUGUGGCGCCGAGGCCGUGCCGCCGGCGCACUGACGACCCCGUGUUCCUCGAGGGAGCAGGAGCGACCCUGUCCGUCGAGGGCUGGUCGUGUGUUCUGCGCGCGCCUGCAGCCUUGCCAGCAGAACUGUCCAGCUCAGCCUUCUUCAGAUAUCACAUGAUAAGUUGUGAUUAGACGCCGAACAUAAUGAAAUAUCAGACAUUUGCUCCUUGGAAAGUCAGACAUACAAAGUGCUAUGAUAUUUUAUAACUUCAACUGCGUCCGCCAUGACACUUGUUUUCGACAAUUCUGUUGGCAGGUAAGCGUUCAAUGUUGGGGCCACGACAUUUCUACUGCGUAGCUGGCGCGCCUGUGUACAUCCGUCUACAGUCUAUGGUUCCAGUGUGCAAAUCCUACGUGUGAUUGUUUCGUGCUCAUAUAUUUAUUUUAAUUAUUUCAUGCUAUUGUCAUGCUGUAUAUUAUGUUGUGUGUUGUGCACGUGAGUUGCCUUAUCCUUAAUAAUUUUAUAUAUAUAUAUGUAAAAUCCAUGUAAAGGCCUAUAUAAUAUAUGUGCCACUGAUAGCUGAUGUGAUAAGAUGAUAGGAAAUAACAGUAUGUAUUUCUAAGUGUAAUUUUUUAUUUGUAGCCUUUUUUUAGGUAGCUACAUUCAGUGUGCUCAGGUCAUUUGAUUGCGACACGGACAAAUAUGGGAAGAUUUUUCCUUUAAAAUUCUAUUAGGUACACAUUUUAUAAACAUGCUAAACUUCAAAAUAUACCAUCUUACAAUUUUAUAUGAAAUAAAUCUAACUCAGCAUGGAUCGUAAGGAAGUGAGAACAUACGGUGAUAGUGAAUAUGUCGUCUGUUUUCUUUUGCUUGUACUAUAGCUUGUUAGAGCCGUUGCUUCAUGGCCGGUAGACUGAUCUUGUUUCACGUACUGUCCGAACAAACAUCUUGGCGGCUAGCCGUUCUACUAGCCCACCUAUCGGUUUUUUCAAUGUCAUUGUUAAUUGACAUAUCUUCCAAGCUUCGUGGCGGUGCUUAUGUGUGGCUAUCAUAUACAUUUUAAUGAACUUUUCCGUUACCUAACAUGAGCCUGCGAAAAUAACGAACGACACAAUACACAGGGCAUUUUGCAGUCUAAUAGCUAAUGUAAAAUUGACAAUAAAUAAUUUUGAAAAACAUGACCUACCACAAAAAUAUCCUAAUUUAUUUGUUUUGAAAGUAUCUGGUUUAAGUGAUUAUGUUAGUUUCCGUCAUUUUUACGAUGACUUUUUCACUGCUAGGACCUUUGUUCAUUUUUUGAUCUGUGUAUUGACCUGUCGUUCUUUAUCUCUGGAGGCUCAUGUUAGGUGAUGGAAAAUAUUUUUUUGCCUUCAUAUGAUAUUUUUACGGUUAAUCUUAGGUGACAUUCGUGACGGUACGGCUGUUUACAGAGUGUUACAAAAAUAUUAACUAAUAAAUAUUUCCUGUGGCGAUUAAUGCCACGCACCACGAGUUUUCACCCGCAAACAUGUUUGCGCGGACAGUAUCUAUCCAGCACCUUAAAACGGCGCACACUUUUAGCCUUUUCCGGGAUUCGAAUCCAGGUCUCGCACCAAAAGCCAUCGUCCACGCAAACGCACCAUAGGAUUAUCCAGAUGUGAAAUGUAUGUUAUAAGUAUCUACGUGUGUAGAAGCAACAAUAUCAGGGAGAAAAUAGUUUGACUCAAGUCAUAAAUAAUCAGUAUGGUUGUUCAUACUAGCCUUUAAUUGUCAUUAAUACGUAAAGUGAUUGUUCCCAAAUGAUAUGUUAAAGUUGUUAUUUUAUGGAAUAUAUAUAUAAAUAAAGUGCCUGUGCAAACUGCA